This is a messenger RNA of Larimichthys crocea (large yellow croaker), 1534 nucleotides long. RefSeq names its product fibroblast growth factor-binding protein 1. Lineage: Eukaryota; Metazoa; Chordata; Actinopteri; Sciaenidae. The record is from RefSeq and is a predicted model, not a curated record. Gene Ontology annotation, molecular function: growth factor binding. Bases 150 to 845 code for a protein of 231 amino acids. Gene Ontology annotation, biological process: cell-cell signaling. The transcript is spliced from 2 exons.
GUGUGUGUGUUGUUGGGCGGGAAUAGUAGGCGUAGCCGCAGCAUCUAUGUAUGAAAACCAUGUGAGAGACAACAGAGAGACACAAGACGCAACUUUACGCACGGCGACACUUGUACUUUUUGAUAAUAAUCUGAGCGCUUAUUGAAGAUAUGUUGCUGCUGAGGACUUUUGCUCCCUGGUUGCUGUUGGCUUUCCUCGGGCAGCAGGUCUCUCUCUCCUCCGGUGCGCGCAAUAAGAACAAAGGAGUGGAGAAGACGGUGACUCCAGCAUCAGGCAGAGCGCAGAGGAGCGGGGACAAGUCUGCAGCGACUGCCCGGGGAAAGUUCUCCACCAAUGACAAGAUGCAGUGCACGUGGACGGCGAGAGACGUCGGAGACACAGUGAGGCUGUCGGUGAAAUGCGAGAACCCUGCGGCGCGCGUCAAAGGCGGAGUCACCGAUAUGAGCUGUAAUUAUAACGGCAAACCUCAGCGCUGCCCGGGGUACCAGUCCGACACGAAGGACUUCUGGAAACAGGUGUCCCGCGCGUUCAAAAGGAUGCAAGGCAAAGUGUGCCAGGACGACCGCGCGCUGGUGAAGGCUGGCAUGUGUAAGCGCGCGCCCCGGGAUGCGCACUUCAAGCUGGACUUGUCGAGCUCUGUCAGCUCCGCUCAGUCCGGAGAUCCGGAGACACCCAAACUGCCGCAGCCACCUCGCUCCACUGCCGCCUCCACCUCCACCUCCACCUCUCCGACCGCCUGCACGAAGCGCGCGGACCAUCGGAAAAAGGCUGAGGAGCACUGCAGCGACUCGUGGGCCAGUCUGUGCACUUUCUUUUUCUCCAUGCUGCAAAGUGACGACUGUUAGCCUCACGUGGACACGAUCAGACUGGAUUUAUAAUAGGACUCACUGUGUUUGCUAAACCUGUCAACAAAUUAAUCAUUUUUAAUUGAUAAUAAUCAGAUAUUUCUCUCUACAGUUCUUACAGACGUGAACUGAGUAACCACACACACCAACAUGACAUGUUUUAUAUUACCUGUGCAGAUGUGGAUAUUUUCAGGUGUUUAUCAGGUGUUUUUAAUGUGAUCAGAUAAUCUGAAUUGAAGAUAUUAUUGCCAUUAAAUAUUGUAAUCUAUCACCAGACUUUAAGGUAUUCAGUAUUUAAAUUUUAUGCUACUUCAUUACAUUUAUCUGGCAGUUAUUUCUUUAAGUGUUCAUCCAAAAUGUAAUGAGAUUAUAAAGUAUGAUUUAUUGUUACAGAUUACAAACAAUAAAGUAAAAACAAAUGCUCCAAUUUGGCCAACUACACCAUUGAAAUGCUGCUCACGCAUCAAAUAACAGAGGAUCAUAAGUGACCAUUGUGAGUAUUUUUACUUAGAUACUUGAAGUACUGAUAAAUCUUCUGUAAUUUUACAUGAGACUUUAAAUAUUGAGUUUUCAGCUUUAAGUUUUAAUGAACAAAUAUUAAUGUUAACAAAAAGCAACAAUAAGAUUAUAAUACACAACAGGUACAACAAGUCUGACAACAUGACCACUUAACACAAACGUCCAACCAA